This is a messenger RNA of Triticum dicoccoides, 550 nucleotides long. Its product is annotated as oleosin 18 kDa-like. Gene Ontology annotation, biological process: seed oilbody biogenesis; lipid storage; response to freezing. The record is from RefSeq and is a predicted model, not a curated record. The coding region runs from base 42 to 488 and encodes 148 amino acids. The transcript has a single exon. NCBI's taxonomy places the organism in Eukaryota, Viridiplantae, Streptophyta, Magnoliopsida, Poales, Poaceae. Gene Ontology annotation, cellular component: membrane; monolayer-surrounded lipid storage body.
GGCUAGCUUCACAGAAUCCAGCGGCGGUGACGAAUCCAUCCAUGGCGGAGGACCACCGCCGUGACCGCGCCCGGCAGCGGCGGCCAGGCAUGCUCGUGGUGGCAGCGCUCGGGGCUCUCGGCCUCCUCGCCCUCUCCGGCACGGUGCUGGCUGCCUCGGUCGCGGGGCUGGCCGUGGCGGCGCCGUUGCUCCUGCUCGCCAGCCCGGUGCUCGUCCCGGCAGCGCUGCUUGCCGCUCUGACGGCCACCGGCAUGACCUUUUCAGGCUCGCUGGCCGUCGGGGCGACAGCGCUGCUGUCACGCUUGGGGAGCGCGGUGAGGAGGGCGGCCGCAACCCCGCCGGACUACGUCGAGUUGGGGAAGCGGCGGGUGGCAGAGGUGGCCGGGGAGCAGACGGCGCACAUUGACGCCGGACCGGCGAUCAGUCCAGAGCAAGUGGCCCGCAGCCGCCGGCCAUACGGUGGCUCUCACGCCUUUAUCUCUUAUUAAAAUGAAUGAAUGUAUGUAUCAUCGUGUCUAGCUCCUCUAGUAGCAAGUGCUGUAAGCAUAAU